GGCGGCAGCAUUGAGGAGAGAACUCAGGGAGACUCCUGUGAGCUCAGGGAAGAGGAAAUGCUUCCAGCCCUGCCCUUUCACCUUUGGACAUGAAAUUGUAUAGCACAGGUGACCGAGACUGAAGCAAAACAGCUUUCACCAGGAACUGGUUGGAGCAGAACUACAGUAUCUCGAGGACACGGCAAAAGAAGGACCACUGAAGCAAGCAGACAAAGGGGGGAGCCGAUGGCAGUUGUGCCCUCCUCGCUGCUGCUGGGGCUGCUGCAACUGAUUGUGCUGAAAGAUGCUGCUAGCUCCGAAGCAGUCUGUGGACAGCCUGUGUUAUCUCCACGUAUUGUGGGAGGGGAUGCAGCCCCCGAGGGCGCAUGGCCAUGGCAAGUCAGCUUUAUGGAGGGCACCAAGCCUGUAUGUGGAGGCUCCCUCAUCAACGAGAAGUGGGUGGUGUCUGCAGCUCACUGCUUCACUAAGGGUUUCGAACAGUAUGAAGUCCUGCUGGGGGCCCAUAAGCUCUCAAACCCCUCUUCCAACCUUGUGACAACUACUGUGCAACAGGUUAUUUCUCACCCUGACUAUAAGGAACAUGAUGGCUCUCCUGGGGAUAUCGCUUUAGCGGAGUUGAAGGACUCACUGCAUUUCAACAACUACACCCUCCCAAUCUGUCUGCCGGACUCUUCUGCACAGUUCUCCAUGAACGCAACCUGCUGGGUCACAGGCUGGGGGCAGGUUAAAGACGGAGUGGCCUUGAACCCCCCACAAAUACUUCAGGAACUGGAGGUCCCCCUCAUUGACCGAGACACAUGCAACUCUCUCUUCAACAGUGCCCCAGCGCCAGACCUGCCUGAGAAUCCUGUCCUAAAUGAUAUGAUCUGCGCUGGUUACCCAGAAGGCGGGAAAGAUGCCUGUCAUGGUGACUCUGGAGGACCCUUGGUUUGCAGGUGUGAGGCAGGUUGGACCCUGGCUGGGGUUGUGAGUUGGGGACAGGGCUGUGCCGAACCAAACCACCCUGGUGUCUACACCUUAGUGCCUUACUAUGCCAACUGGAUCGCCGAUCAUGUACCCAACCUAAACUUUGUGGAGUGCAACCGUGCUGGAUGGCACAGUGCCCCCAUUAUGACACUUUUCCUUGCGUCUCUUGCUCUGGCCCUCCCUUGAGGUGCCAUCUCUCCACCGGCCUGCAGCCCACAUGGUACUGCUAACUGGACUCUGUUAAGAAGUAUCCAAAAGGACUGUGUGAAGUAGGGUAGAGUUUCUGGGAGUCUUCUCCCACUUCCGUCAAAUUAAUUGGGGCACAUCUGUGUUACCCAUUUUUUAAAGAAAAAAUAAACUCUUUGAUAGUGCUGGUGUUUAAUGUCAAUCACUCAGUUUUAAAAGGGAAAUCCCCGAAGAUAGUUUAAAUUAUGUGAAUCAAUUCUGCAGCUGAGGUGGGUGAAAAAUGUUGACUUUCAUUUCUUUGAAUUAUGUGAAUGUCUUUGAUGCAGUCCAGGUUUGUCUGUGGUACGUUUGUUUACAUCAUUAAUAUACUGCUAUAUUUACAAAUGUUUUGGCGCUUGCACUCUUUGAAUGAUCACACACUCUUUUCCUCUCGUCGCUCAGGUGCAUACCUGGGAUCACCAAAGGCAGUUUUGCAAUCCAAACAGUGUCAUUUGUCAGCGCCUUUGGAGAAUUAACUUCCUUAGGGAAUUUUUCACGAGCAUUCAGCAUGCGUAGCAAUGCUUUGGUAUUAUCACAUGGGGGGGAAUUAAAGGGAUUAUCUAGACCAGCAUUCCCAGACUUCGGCCCUCCAGAUGUUUUGGACUACAAUUCCCAUCUUCCCCAACCACUGGUCCUGUUAGCUAGGGAUCAUGGGAGUUGUAGGCCAAAACAUCUGGAGGGCCGCAGUUUGGGGAUGCCUGAUCUAGACUGUCACUGUUUCACAGGAGGAAUCCAACUGAAAAUUUAAAUUUGCACAGUCAAAAUGGAUUAAAGCGCUGUAGUGCAACAAACCCACUAAAUACAAAAAGACGGAAUUUUUUGAGUAUGCAAAGCAACAGAAAAAUGCACUGGGAUAACCAGUGAUUGAAAAGGAACUAUAUAAUCUCAUUGAAACACAGGACACUAGCUGCCAUAUAUGAAGUCAGACUGUUAGGCUAUGUACUGUCUGCAGCGACUGGUAGCAGCUAGAGAUGUGAAGGCCCGGGGAAAAACUGGAAAAAUGGGGGGGGCAGGGGGUUUUU
Zootoca vivipara (common lizard) is the source of this 2213-nucleotide messenger RNA. RefSeq names its product prostasin-like. Lineage: Eukaryota; Metazoa; Chordata; Lepidosauria; Squamata; Lacertidae. Gene Ontology annotation, molecular function: serine-type endopeptidase activity. The record is from RefSeq and is a predicted model, not a curated record. Gene Ontology annotation, biological process: proteolysis.